Entelurus aequoreus (snake pipefish) is the source of this 4111-nucleotide messenger RNA. RefSeq names its product NACHT domain- and WD repeat-containing protein 1-like. Gene Ontology annotation, molecular function: protein binding. The coding region runs from base 104 to 4111 and encodes 1335 amino acids. The record is from RefSeq and is a predicted model, not a curated record. The transcript has 16 exons. Lineage: Eukaryota; Metazoa; Chordata; Actinopteri; Syngnathiformes; Syngnathidae.
GGCGUUUGAGGUGGUGGACCUGCGCUGGGGGAUUGGAAAGGUGACGUCGGGGGAGCACGACACCUGUGAGCUUUCCCUGCGAGAGAUCUCCAUCAGCAAGAAGAUGUCUGCCGGUCCCGCCUUUGUGGCUCUGCUGGGGAACCGCUACGGCCACCGACCACUUCCUGCUGGGAUCCCGCACAAACAGUUUGAGCUGCUUGUGUCCAAACUGGCUAACAAACCCGAUGCCGUUAGUCUUCUGACUAACUGGUACAUGAGGGACGACAACGCGGUCCCGCCCACCUACUUCCUGCAGCCAGUCACGACUCACUUCCUCCACUACAGCGACCUCCGGCCUGAGCGUGCAACGCAGUCUGACGAGGAGGGGGCUUCUUGGCGUGUAAUUGAGGCGAGCUUGUUGCGGCAACUGCGCUUCGCUGCUGGCGAGGCCGAGGCUGCCGGCGACAUCACGGCGAAGGAGCGAAGCGUCUUCUUCACAUCGGUCACAGAGCAAGAGUUGGAGCACGGGUUCGAGAAGGACGGCGACGGCACCUCAGCACUGCUCUUUAUUCGUGAGAUCCCUCGCUUGGCGAGGGGCGGGCCGAGACGUCUUGCCAGGUUCAUGGACGCCACGGGCGAUGGGCUGUUGGAUGCGGAAGCACAGGGCCUCCUCGCCGGCCUCAAGUCCCGCCUCUACGCCUCGUGCAAGGACAUGGUGAACGUGCACUGGGUGGAGCUCAGCAGGGGGGCCAUCGAGCCCAGACGCAAGGAGCACGCUCAGUACCUGGACGCCAUGAGCGAGCAGUUUGUGUGUCAGAUGAAGGCCAGGGUCAUGGCGGCACUACAAGUUCUGAAGGAGGGCGGGCCCAGGAAAGUUUGGGGAAGCAUGGAAGACACCAAACACGGGCGGCUGGCGGAAGAGGUCAGCCGCCAUCUUGCCUUGAGCGGCCAGAUGUGCCGCGGCCUCCAUGGUAGGGAGGGGCUUCUGGCCAAGCUGUGCCUCGCCAUGUGGGAGGCCACCAACGUCCGUCACGGGCCGCUGGUGGUGCACGGUGCCGCCGGUAUGGGCAAGACGGCGCUCUUAUGUAAGCUGGUGCAGGAGAUGCGCACCGUGCUGGAGGCGCGGGCCACGGUGGUGGUCAGGUUGCUCGGUGCUCGCCAUCUCCAGAGAGAAGACGUCGACCGUCUCCUCCUCAGCGUCUGCCUCCAGAUCUGUCUGGCCUGUGGUUUGGCCCCGCCCACCUCGCUGAGCACGCACCAGGGAACGGUCAGCUUCUUUCAGGAACUUUUGCUCUCGGUUUCCCAACAGGGCGACGUGCUGCUCGUGGUCUUGGAUGGUGUGGACCGAUUGUGCGAGCGCCAUCGCGCUCUCUGCUGGCUGCCCCAAGAGCUGCCGCCCAACGUCCACCUUGUCGUCUCCAUGGACACCAACAGCGAGGCCUUCGCCGCCGCGCGCCUCAAGCUGAAGUCUGUGGAACAUUUCUUCCAAGUGGAACGUCUGACGCGCGAAGACGGCCGACGCAUCAUGGAGUCGCAGCUCAGCGCGUGCCAGCGAACUUUGACCCCCGAGCAGGCCGGCGCCGCACUGCAGUGUUUCGACUCGACGGGGUGUCCCGUACACCUCCGACUUAUCGUGUCUGCCGCUAAACGCUGGAUGUCCUCCACCCCGCUGACGCGGCUUUGCUUGGGCGCCAACGCACAGGAAAUGAUGUCUGAGCUUUUCCUCAUGCUGGAAGAGAAACACGGCAGGGAGAUGGUGGGCGGGGCUUUGGGCUACAUCGCACUGGCCAGGGAAGGCCUGCUGGAGGCGGAGCUACGUGACAUCAUGUCGCUGGACAAUGAUAUCAUCAGCGAGGUGUACAAGUUUUCCCUCCCCCAGACGCCCGCCCUGAUUCGGUUGCCCCCCCUGCUGUGGUCCCGCCUCCAAAGGGACCUGGAGGACCACCUGGAAGAGCGAUGGACGUGUGGCGUUGCCGCCAUCGCCUUCAGGGAGCGGUGUCUGUUGGAGGCGGUCUCAGCACGCUAUCUGACCACGGAGCGCAGGGGGCGGAGCUUGACCAUCAUGGCAGAGUACUUUCAGGGCGUGUGGUGUGGGAAACUGAAGCCGGUGGCUCUCCCGGGCCUGACGCUGCUGGUCGCUGACAGAAAGGUCCCGCCCCAGCCGCUGUGGUUUGCUCCAGAUUUAGCCAACGUCAGGAAGCUUCAGGAGUUGCCGUAUCACCUGCUGCACGCCGGCCUGUGGGAGGAGCUACGUCGGGACGUCCUCGGCAGCGCUGAGUGGCUUUUCUGUAAGAGCGCCGUAAUGGGCGUGUCCAGUGUGAUCCAGGACUUGGACCAGUGCUCCCUCUACAUGGACUGCACGGAGACCCGCCUCCUGCGGGACGCUCUGGUCCUCAUGGAGCCUGGUCUGGACUUCCUGGAUGGGGCGUCGCACUUGUACACGGAGCUGCUGGCGCGACUGCGGCACUUAGCCACGCCCUUCCCUUCACUGAUUGGCCGACUGUGCAGCCAGUGUGAGGAGUUCUUGCUGACGUGUUCCCAGCCCGUCCUCAUCCCCAAGUGCAGCUUCCUGCCGCCGCCUGGGGGGGCGUUGCAGCACACGCUGACGGGCCUGAGAGGAGGUGUGGUCUGCGUGGACGUCAGCGUGGAGGCGCAGCUUCUAGUCGCCGGUUCAGACGAAGGCGUGGUGGCGGUCUGGAGCCUCGCUGACGGACAUCUUGAACGCACGCUGAGCGCUCACACGGCCGCCAUCUUGUCACUUAAGCUGAUCCAAAGCCCCGCCCACUGCCUCUCAUUGGGUGCUGAUGGCUCUUUGAAGAGGUGGAGCCUGACAAGCGGCCAACAAUUGCUGUGCGUUCAAGAGGCGUGGCCUGUUGACCACACCCCCUCACCGGUCCGCUUGCACCUGUGUGGUCAGCUGAUCUUCGCCUACAACAGGACGCAGGUGUCCAUGUUGACGUCAGACGGCGUGCCCACGCUCCUGCUCGCCGGCCAUGACGGCUCGCUGUGUCUGGGAAUUCUGGAGGAUUCCGUGAUGGUUCUGUCUGACUCGGGCCAGGUGAGAAUAUUGGGGCCUGGAGGCGGAGCUUCAGGUGUGGCCAUCCAGCUGGAAGACUGGGGGCGGACUUUGACGGCCAUCAACAGCGUCACACUCCCCAAGCGUGCAAAAGUCUUCCUGGUUUCCUCUGAAGGCUUUCUCUACCAGGUGUCGGGAAAGCACUCGCGUGUCCACUUUCCUGUGCGGCCAUCUUUGUUUUCUGUCACUGCUGAUGAGAAAAUCCUCUUAGCGGGAAGUGAUGUCACUUUGAGCCUCUUCAACAUCCACAUUGACUCCAUCCAUAGUUUUCUCCAACUCAAACAUGACGCCGGCGUCCUGUGUGCUUGCGUCUCGCCUGACACGCGACUCAUCGCCACCGGCGCCAUCGACCAGCUCAUACGAGUGUGGUCGGUGACCACCGGAGCCUUGCUGGACGUUUUUUGCGGUUCCGACGCUCCAAUCACGCGUGUCCUUUUCUACGAGCGCUUCCUUGUGUCCACGUGUGCAGCUGCCUCCUGUCUGCACGUGUGGGCUGUCAAUCACCACAAGCCUCCCGCCCACAUCCCCGCAGGCUCCGCCCACGCGGCCAUCACUAAGGACGCAGAGCAGGUUUUUUACGUGAGUGGCCAUGAACCCUCGCAGGUGGUGAGCUGGAACAACAACACAGCUCUGCUGCAGGACCGCGCACUCGCACUGUCCUCUGGCGGGGAGCGGAGGUCCCGGUCCCGGUCAGUCAGUCAUCAGGCAGCCCAGCAGCAGCCCAGCAGCAGCCCAGCAGCAUUAUUGAGGAGGCGGCGCUCCUCCUAUAAAUCCUCCGCGCAGUCAGCGGGCGCUCAGAGGCGAGACGGCCGAGCGGAAGCGCAGCGAUCCCGGCUGCCUUUUUUUUUUUCACCCGGGGCUCCGCAGCGCCGCACGCCGACCACAGCGCACCGCCGGGCGGAUAGGCGAGUUGUGACAUGCCGGUGCGGGACGUCGCGGAGCUUCGCCCGGUGGCGCUACAGCGGACUCGCCGUCCUCCUCCGCGGCACUUUGCACUUCUCUAACGGGACUUUUUCUUCUUUAUGUCCCGGAGCUGACAUGUUCCACGGCGGCUAG